AGCCAGGGUCUCUUGCGAGUCUCGCGCCUGUACACCCUGCUCCGUCGCGCAUUUAAGAUGCCUCGUGGAAGCCGAAGCCGCACUUCCCGCGUAGCCCCUCCGGCCAGCCGGGCGCCUCAGAUGAGAACUGCGCCCAGGCCAGCGCCCGCAGCUCAGCCACCAGCAGCGGCUCCACCAUCUGCUGUUGGCUCACCUGCUGCUGCUCCCCGGCAGCCAGGUCUGAUGGCCCAGAUGGCAACCACUGCAGCCGGCGUGGCUGUGGGUUCUGCCGUCGGCCACACUCUGGGUCAUGCCAUCGCUGGUGGCUUCAGUGGAGGAAGUAAUGCUGAGCCCUCAAGGCCUGACAUCACUUAUCAGGAGCCUCAGGGAGCCCAACUGGCACAGCAGCAGCAGAAUGGCCCAUGCUUUUUUGAGGUGAAACAGUUUUUGGAGUGUGCCCAGAACCAGGGUGACCUUAAGCUUUGUGAAGGUUUCAGUGAGGUGCUGAAACAGUGCAGACUGGCGAACGGAUUAGCUUAAUCAAGAAGUUCCAGUUGAAGGCAUGAAAAAUCAUCUCUCAUGACCACGUUGAUUUAGCAUUAAAAAUAUAAUUGAUAGUGAAGAUAUAAAGUGUGAAGCCACCAGUUUAGCUCCUCAAUCAUUAAUAGCUUUUGUGCUUCAGGAUUGCAGUGGAAGAGGGUAUUCUCACCAUAUAGAAGCUCACUGAGAUGAUAUUGAGUUUGGGGCUGGGCGGAUGUUUGUGUGGCCUCUUAAACAUGCUUUUGUUUGUGAAUUAAUUAGAAUAAAGUGAUUUUAUUUC
Molecule: messenger RNA, 799 nt
Organism: Lipotes vexillifer (Yangtze River dolphin)
Lineage: Eukaryota; Metazoa; Chordata; Mammalia; Artiodactyla; Lipotidae
Gene: CHCHD2
Product: coiled-coil-helix-coiled-coil-helix domain containing 2
Exons: 4
Coding region: 58-519 (153 amino acids)
Biological process (GO): positive regulation of transcription by RNA polymerase II; mitochondrion organization
Cellular component (GO): mitochondrion; nucleus
Molecular function (GO): sequence-specific DNA binding
Source: RefSeq, a predicted model, not a curated record